This is a messenger RNA of Ustilaginoidea virens, 3645 nucleotides long. RefSeq lists its product as uncharacterized. Bases 1 to 3645 code for a protein of 1214 amino acids. Lineage: Eukaryota; Fungi; Ascomycota; Sordariomycetes; Hypocreales; Clavicipitaceae. The transcript has 3 exons. The record is from RefSeq and is a predicted model, not a curated record.
AUGGCAACAGAGUCUUCGGGCGAUAAUUUUGCUGAUGUCUCCAUAUCAUCUCAGCUCGAGCUUCUCAAUCAGAUUGACAACCCUCACAUCCAACAAAAUGUCGCAGCGACGCCGAACGGUAGCGAAUUGGACAAGAAACCUGUAGCCCACAUCGAAGAUCAACAAGCAUUCGCAGACGUCCACCUGAGCGGCGGUUCAGAUGGAGAGACGUCCCGAGCAGAUUGGCCGAGGCAAAGGGAUUCAGAUAAGGGUCAUGGACAGUCAGCUUCUGUAGCUAAGAAGCCCGCAACAUUCAAAGCCGUUUCGGUGAACAAGACAUUUCUGGCAUCAAAAGCUAGCCCUACUGGUAACAUUACCAAAUCUGCCGACAAACCUACUCCGGGAUCGAGCACCCCGCCUCCAGGAUCGUCUUUGUCAUCCUCGCGCCCACGCCUAGUCGCAAAAACUGGCGGCGGUGCCAAGGAUACGGUUCCUCGGCUGUCUUCUUCUGUGAAUGGUUCGAAACCUGCAUCAGCUCCUGACCCAGCUGCAGUGUGGAACAAAAACAGACCACCAGAGCCUAAGAAGUUCACCGACGAGGAACUUAAGAAGUACGGUAUUCACAUGGCUAGUCGCUUGAAUGUAGAAGAUGCACAAGGACAAAACAAAUGGGCGGAUAUCGAUGAAGAUGACGAAGAUUGGGCUCCGGAAACGAUCACGUGGGGCGACGGAACCAAAACCACUUUACCACAUCUCGAUGAACAUUCCGUUCCAUCUCAAGAGAGCUCCGCUCUGUUCGACAGUGUCAAAGGACCAGUAAAACCAAAGUCACCUGUUCCGUCCAUUACUUCCAGGUCCUCAGUUCCAAGGUCUGGGGGGCUUGGCACUGGGAGAGGCUUGGUCUUGAAACAGGCAUCGCAAGAAAAGCCGGCUUUAAUUUCCAAGACGACUGCUUCAGUUGCCCCUGCAAAAUCGCCGUGGGCUACGCUGCCUCCUAUCGAUAGGGCCUCUCCAGGGUUCGUUGAGACCACACAACCGGCUGCUGCUCUGCCUCGAGAUACCACGACUGCUAAGCUUCCCAACCAAAAGAGAAAGGAAAUCGCUGCUGAUGAUUUUAGCCGCUCAUCUUGGAGGGAAGGACUAACCCACAGCAACAAGGAGUUAUAUAAUUCGCAUUCCGGUCGUUACGAACCAGUCGUGGACCGGCGAGGGUCCUUCAGAUCAGAGUCCCAAACCAAGCAUCCGGCUCUGCUUCAACGACCACAGCCAAAAGAUCAAGAUGUGGAAACGGAAACCUUUCAGCAGGCCAGUCGUAACCCUCAAGAAAACCUGUUUCCUAGACGCCGAGGAUCAUCUAGUGUAAGUAUAGGCAGUGGUUCGUUCCAUCAGCGAAUGCCCAGAAGCAACGAUUUAGCAGGGCCGAGUACGCAAAUGGGCAGCGUGGGCAUGACUUCCCAGGCGAAUUUGGCAGAAAGUCCUGUCUCUUCUGAGGACGGGCCAUCUUCCAAUUCAUCGCAGCCCAAAGAGUUAAGCUCUCAAAGGCAGCUUACCAGCGUCUCACCAAAUACAACGAUUUCGAAGCCAAGCCAGGGAGGCAGUUCUUUUGAUACAUGCUCUCAUCCUCCGCAACACCAGAACGGCGAGCUUGUGGAUGAAUUGGAGUACCAGAAGAAAGUCAUGCGUGAACGUAUAGAGCUUGCCCGCAAGCGACGCCAGGAGGAGGAGGCUCAGGAGGAGGCAGCAAGAAAGGAGCGCAUUCAAAAGAAGCUUGAGGCUUUGGGUCCUCCUCCCGAGAAGAAAAGCGACAAAAAGGAGCUCUCGACUAGAGCUGAAGUGACUAAACCGAGUCAAAUUCGGCAGCGGGAUCGCCAUGUACCUAUUGAUGCCAUUAGCCAGAAAGCCGAACAGGAGCCAACAAACGAAGAGCAAAAAGCUGUUUCAUCUGUUACCAAUCAACCAGGUGGCGCGCAAAUUCAUACUAAACCUCACUCUUCCAUCUCGACGCUGCCAUCUGUAUCGACACCUUUCAGAAGACUCUCACAAGGCCAGGAAUCACGGCGUGCGGAUCCAUGGGGCGGGACCGGUCCUCGUCCUGAGAAGUUUACUUGGGCUUCUGCAUUACCACCUCCAUCUCGAAAUGUUUGGGGUUCUCCUGAUAAUGAUCGCGGCCUUGGAAAUGGCACCUUCAAUCCGGAUCUUGGUAGAGUCACGAACAAUACUGCAAGCUCUGCCCAAUCAUCCAAGGGGCCUUUGCCAAUCGGACCACCCAGUACUAGCACAAGGGCACCUUCACAAUCACAACCACAAGCUUCACAGAACCCAUCUGUCAAUGCUCAAAGCUCUGUUUAUGGCCCGCCAGGAUCCGAGCUCGCAAGCAAGUGGGUCGCUUCGGUUGCCGAAAAUGAUAAGAAGUUGAGCACUGCGAGGUUGGCAGACAGAGUUAGUCAUGAACGCCACAUGAUGGAAAGAGGGAUGGCAAUAGAGGAUUCGCAACCGGCUAUUAAAGAUUCAUGGCGCCCUAUGCAUGCUCCAGGGGACGGGACUCGUCACUCGGUUGGAACCGUUGAUGUACAGACUCAUGCAUCAGCCCCAUGGAAAGCCGCAAAGGAAGGCAUGCCGAAAAGUCCCAGGACGAUCGAAGACUCGACUCCUUCAAGCACUGCUGGCAUAAUUGGAUCUGGUGCCCCACCUCAAUCCCGGCCCUCAAGAUUUUUCCCGGCCAAAGAUAUACGUCAAGGAGUAGGCUUUAGGAGUAUCCAUUCUCGCCCCAACUCGCCAACACCCCCGCCUCCGACAAUGGAAGGCCACCCAGUGUACGAGGGGGACAUCAUGCACCCCAACGUUUCUCUACCCAAGCCUCAGCCAGUCGUAAAGCUACCGCCUGCGAUGACAUCCAUGCAUCUUCAUCAAACCAGACCUCAGAACGUGUGGACCACCCGAGCCGCCACCAAAAGCAGCCAUCGUGACAAUUUUGAUCAAGGAUGGAAUUCAGAUGGGCAAGGCAACUGGCAGGCUAGGUUUAAUAAGCUUUUGCACGGAGACAAGCUGCCGCAAUCGCGGGAUGUCGGUGUAGAUGCUUCCAGCAAAGGGCCACUUGAUCAUGCCAGUCAUCAAGCAGCAGCGACUGUUUCGUUACCGACUCCAGCAUCAACAAAAGUUGAUACCAAUGAUCAAUCCCUCAUAUCUAAGCCAAUGGCAGAGGAAUGUUUUGAGGAGCAGGAAAUGGGCUCCCUGCCCCAGAUUAGGCUUCCGCACAGGACUCCGGAAGCUGCGUGGCAACCUGCUGUUGCACCGGCCAAAUCGCUACCUAAAAGGUUUCUCGUCCAAGCUGCACUAAUGGAACCUUUCCAAUUUGCAUCAGAUAUUCAUGGCAGGUCUUGUGUCAUCAACAUUCUCUUGCCUGGAAUGAAAGAAGUCAGGACCGUGUCAUCAAACCACUCGAUCCCUCGAGGUUCUAGGGACUCUCAUGGGCAAAGAGGGGCCCUUAGACAUAAACCAUUCGCCAGCGGUCCAAGAACAACUAAAAGAGAGGGCUCUGGUUCGCAUGAAAGUGAGAGCACUCCUGGCCGUGUUGGGCGCGGUGGCCGUGGAGGAUAUCGCAGCAGCAGGGGAUCGGACCAUGGAACUCGACAUCACUCAUCGCAGUCACAGAAAUCCGCUAAAUAA